AUGGAACCAAGUGCUUCAGGAGUAUUUUGUAACAGGAUUCUCAAUAUGGUGAACUCAGAGGAUGUAAAUGCAAUUAUUCUGGCUCAGAGGCAUAUGCUUGACCGCUUCGAGAAAACCAAUGAGAUGCUUCUAAACUUUAACAGUCUCUCCAGCACCAGACUGCAACAAAUGACUGAUCGGUUUUUACAUCACACAAGGACAUUAGUGGAAAUGAAGAAAGACUUGGACAUAGUAUUCAGAAGGAUAAGGAUGUUAAAAGGGAAAUUGGCAAAGCAAUAUCCGGACUCUUUCAGCAAUGUCCAUGAGUCUCCUAGUUUGGAAGAUGAUGAUGAUUUUGAUCCGAUGCCAAAGAGUACGGCCACCACCAUUGCUACUUCAGAGCAGAGUACAGAAUACUGUGACACCAGUCCUUCUAUUAUUUCCCCCACUAUAAGUCAGGACUUUGAAGACUUAUCACAGGCUCCUUCUGAAACGCCAUCUGCCAAUGGGCAGCUUCUGACAGAUGAUGAGGUUGCUCAUGAGGACUAG
Messenger RNA from Staurois parvus, 528 nucleotides. The record is from the annotation of a GenBank genome assembly. Lineage: Eukaryota; Metazoa; Chordata; Amphibia; Anura; Ranidae.